CCCGGAUAUGAUCUCGGCACGGCAACUUUAGUUGCUUCCCACAAACCCCUAGUUCUUCCUUUCCGACAUUUUCCCUGCGAUAAUGGCUCCUACAAAGAAAGGUGGAGAGAAAAAGAAGGGCCGUUCAGCCAUCAAUGAGGUGGUGACGAGGGAAUACACCAUCAACGUCCACAAGCGCAUCCAUGGAGUGGGUUUCAAGAGGAGGGCUCCCCGUGCCCUCAAGGAGAUACGCAAGUUUGCCAUGAAGGAGAUGGGAACUCCUGAUGUUCGCAUUGAUACCCGUUUGAACAAAGCAAUGUGGACAAAAGGUGUAAGGAACGUUCCAUACCGUGUUCGUGUGCGUCUGUCCAGGAAGCGCAAUGAGGAUGAGGACUCUCCCAACAAGCUGUACACCCUGGUUACAUACGUUCCUGUUACCACAUACAAAGGUCUGCAGACAGUCAACGUUGAUGAGAACUAAAUUCUGUUGAAUCGAAAGAAAAAAAUAAAGUGAAUAAAACAAA
This is a messenger RNA of Polyodon spathula (Mississippi paddlefish), 503 nucleotides long. Its product is annotated as 60S ribosomal protein L31. The record is from RefSeq and is a predicted model, not a curated record. The coding region runs from base 83 to 460 and encodes 125 amino acids. NCBI's taxonomy places the organism in Eukaryota, Metazoa, Chordata, Actinopteri, Acipenseriformes, Polyodontidae. Gene Ontology annotation, molecular function: structural constituent of ribosome. Gene Ontology annotation, biological process: cytoplasmic translation. The transcript is spliced from 5 exons. Gene Ontology annotation, cellular component: ribosome; cytosolic large ribosomal subunit.